Molecule: messenger RNA, 1578 nt
Organism: Chara braunii
Lineage: Eukaryota; Viridiplantae; Streptophyta; Charophyceae; Charales; Characeae
Source: the annotation of a GenBank genome assembly
GCUGAAAGGGGUUGUUGACAGGGACGUCGUCCACACGAUAGAGAUUAUCCCAAGGUGAAGCUGUUGAUGGCGCUGGCGAAGCAAAUCUUGCAGUCGGACUUCACUGAUGACGGUCCUCACGACAAGGACCCCGACAAGGGGUCGAGGCACUGGCUGUGCAACUAUUGCGAGACUCGGUUCGCCGGCACGAAGUCGGUCCUCAAGAAGCACUUCAUGACAAAGUGCAGUAUUGAGCUUGUCACUCGGGCAAUGACAGCGGAGGAGAGGAUGAUGAGAAUUGAGGGCAUCCGGCUAGGGAAGCACCAGGCCUGUCAGCUCGCAGCGGAGGUCCGCGUAGACGAAUUCAACGAUGCCCCGCUAGAGCACACAUGGCUGCAGAACAAUGAGGAGGAGAACUUUGCGGAUGAUGAGGACGAUAUCGCCGCACUGGAAAGAACAUGGCAUGCAAACACGAAGCCCGGGAAGCACCGAGUGCGGGAGUUGCGCAGGAAGUCGGGUGUUGAAGAGCCUGAUCCUGGGUUCAUGUAUACCUUGGAGGGCCAUGACCGUGCCUUGAAGGCGUGUCAAACCAGCGAUUGGGUGCAGGGGAGGGAGGCGGCAUCGGGUCGCGGGCGUCGCAAGAACAAGGCAACGGCAUCAGACGUUGCCCCAGAACAGCCAGUUCACAAACGAAAGAGGAAGGUUGGGGAGGGGGAUGUACCACCAAAAAAGAAGAGAGGCCGACCUCCGCUUUCGUCCGCGAAGAAGGCUGCAAAAGCAGCAGCACGUGCAGAGGCCGCAAAGGUUGCAGCAGUCGAUGCAGCAAGGCCUGCGAAGAGGAGAACAACUGAGGUGAUCGAAGGCGACGAAGAAAAUCCAUGUCGUAACCAAAAAAAACAAUCUUCUUCAACCUCAUCAUCAUCGGUUGAAGACUGUGCGCCGCAGAACAUUGAGGAGGAUGAGGAAAUGUCCCUGCAAUCGGACGAUAGCGGAGAGCCGGACGGGGAUGAGUCGGAGGAGGACCUGUCGCAGGCGGAGUCUCACGGGGAGGAACAGUCCAGGGAGGAGGACGAGUAGCCCUUAGCGAAUCAGUGUAUUGAGGGUAGUGUGUCCUUGCUUGCUUUUGUGCUCCUAAAACUACAAACUUUGCAAACUCUGCUUUUGGGAUACCGAGUCUGACACUUUUUUUGUUUUGAAUCUUGUGAUGUUUCUCAUUUCUGCAUGUGUUUGAAAAAUGGACAUGCUCCCACUCUGAUUGCACGCACAUGUGUGUGUGUGUGUGUGUGUUCUCCAACAAAACAUAAAAUAAAUAAAAAACAAUCAUGCACAGUGUGUGUUUGCGUGUGCGUAUGUGUGUGUGUGUGUGUGUGUGUGUGUGUGUGUGUUCUCCAACGAAAUAUUUAAAAAAAAAAAAAAAACAAUCCUGAAGAGUGUAUGUGUGGGUGUGUGGAGGUGUGUGUUGUCAUAUUCGCUAUACACUCAAAAAAAGCACGACUGUACCAGACUGUUUCGUCAGACUUUCACCGACUCAUCAGGAGGUUGAACCCCGACAGUCUGCCCAGGAUGCAUUUGACUGAUGGAUAAAGACUCACCACAUCA